Molecule: messenger RNA, 1638 nt
Organism: Cyprinodon tularosa
Lineage: Eukaryota; Metazoa; Chordata; Actinopteri; Cyprinodontiformes; Cyprinodontidae
Product: G-protein coupled receptor 35-like
Exons: 1
Coding region: 38-913 (291 amino acids)
Biological process (GO): positive regulation of Rho protein signal transduction; phospholipase C-activating G protein-coupled receptor signaling pathway
Cellular component (GO): membrane
Molecular function (GO): G protein-coupled receptor activity
Source: RefSeq, a predicted model, not a curated record
UUUUAAGUUUUACAACUGCUUUUUCUAACAGAACAGGAUGUUCUCCAAUGUCACUGUUAUCUGUAAUGCGACCGUCAAUGUGACUGUUUGCUCCUACAGCACCCUUGAGGGGUGGGCUUACAGUCUGGUGUUUCUCCUCGGUCUCCUCAUCAAUAGUGCGGCUCUGUGGGCCUUCAUCGCCAAACGAGCCUCCUGGACUGACUGCCACAUCUACAUGCUGAAUUUGGCUGUGGCUGACUUUGCCCUCAUCAUUUUCCUUCCCUUUAGGAUUUAUGAUGCCUUCUUCUGCCUACCUAAAACAUUUCUCUGCACCUUCCUACUUUUCACUCACUACAUCAACAUGUAUGCCAGCAUCCUGACCACGACAGCCAUCAGCGUCCACCGCUUUUUGACCAUCAGGUUCCCUCUGCAGGCUAGAUCAUGGAGGAAGAAGAAAAUGGCAGCGGUGGCCAUAUGUUUACCCAUCUGGGUGAUUCUGGUCUCAGCUGUUGUAGUUUUUCGAAAAGAAAACUAUCCUGACAAGCUCUGGACAUGCUAUGAAAGAUGCAAAGAUGCUCCUCUCCAUCCACCGUUUACAAUAGCCCUGGUAUGUCUAGGCUACCUGGCUCCUCUGAUGAUAAUCGUGUUCUGCUCCAGUCGAACCAUCUGUAUCUUGGUGAAAGAGCAAAAUGAGUCAGAGGAAAAGAAAAGAAUUGUUGAGAUAGUUAAAGCAAACCUGAUUGUUUUUCUUGUCUGCUACACACCGUUACACUUUGCCUUUGUGAUCAACUUAUUCUACGAAGUACCGUCAAACUGGAUGUAUGAAUAUUUACCCUCUCAUAGGUUUUUACAAGUGUCUGAGUGGAUUGCUUCCACAAACUGCGUCUUAGACUCUAUAAGUUUCUACUUCUUAUUGAAAAAGUUUUAUAUAUAAAUCAAUGACAGUAUAAUGAAGCAGUCCUAUGGUAUUGCCUACAGUGUGUAUAUCGGUGUCUUGGCUUUUUUUUUUUUUUUAUAGUGACUUGCAUACUGUUAAGUUCUUAAAAGUUGCUUGAAAGGAAAGGAUUCUUAGAAACACUGACCACCAAAUUUUGGUUUGCUAGUAGAGGCUCAGAUUUAUUUAUUUUUUUAUUGAAAACGCUCUAGUUUCAGCUGCUUUUGUAUGUGCUAAAAAACAGGCUUAUAGCGGACUAUGCUUUUGCUGUAGCAGCUCCUAAGUUGUGUAUCUUCUCUUGGUUAUCAGACAGGCCAAUUCACUUUUCUGCCCGUAACUGCAUUAGACCUAUCAUCAAUACUGUUUCUUUAAAAUAUUCUUUAAUUUUCAUUUUAUCAUUUUACUGUUAUCAUAUAAUGUCUUUACUCCGUGUUCAAUAAUCUGGUUCUAAACUGUGGAUGUUUAUUGUGCUAUAUUGAUAAAGCUGGUAUGGUAUGGCUUUUCAAAAAAUCUGUGAUGCCUAGUAGACAAGGUUCAAAGUCUAUUUGGAAAAGAGACAGACAUACAGCAUUACAGAUCCUCCACGAUGCCUAUCGAAGGGCAUGAGAUGUUCUCUUAUGUGAAUCUUUUGUCUCAAAACCUUCUGGUAUGCUUGGUGCUGAAAGCUCAACUCAUUCUGAUCUGGUCAAUGUAAACACUUCCAAGCAAUUUUUAAUUAAAGUUUC